Messenger RNA from Urocitellus parryii (Arctic ground squirrel), 542 nucleotides. It is a transcript of the gene Adm5, whose product is annotated as adrenomedullin 5 (putative). NCBI's taxonomy places the organism in Eukaryota, Metazoa, Chordata, Mammalia, Rodentia, Sciuridae. The record is from RefSeq and is a predicted model, not a curated record. Gene Ontology annotation, biological process: positive regulation of heart rate; regulation of systemic arterial blood pressure; adenylate cyclase-activating G protein-coupled receptor signaling pathway.
CGGGAAGGGGCCUCCAGGCCGCUUAAUCCACAGUUUACCAGACUUUGACCUGCUCCCCACCGCGAUGACCGCCCACAUCCUCAUGCUGUUGCUCCUCACCUCUGCUCUAGGGGACUCGGCCUCCGCAGGCAGGCGGCUCUGGCACCUGGUACCCCAGCACCGCGGCCGCCUCUGCUCCCUGGGCACAUGUCAGACGCACCGCCUGCCGGAGAUUAUAUACUGGCUGCGCUCUGCCUCCACCAAGGAGUCCUCGGGGAAGGCUGGCCGCAAGCCCCAGGACCCCCAUAGCUAUGGGCGCCGCCGGCGCGAGGCAGGAGCCCUGCUUCAUCCCCAGGACCCAGGCCGUCAGCAAGCGGGCCAGGACAGUGCCCAGCUUAUGGGGUGACCUCAGCACUUCUCUGCUCCUGCCCUGGCUUCAGUGUGUCCGCCUGUGUAGGAAGGCUACUAUCCCCAAGUUUCUUCUCCCCUUGGGGUCGUCUUCCCCAGCCUCUCUCCAGACUGCGACUGGGCUGUACCCAGAACCAGCCUGGACAGAACACUAA